Messenger RNA from Grosmannia clavigera kw1407, 3720 nucleotides. Its product is annotated as polyphosphoinositide phosphatase fig4. Gene Ontology annotation, molecular function: phosphatidylinositol-3,5-bisphosphate 5-phosphatase activity. Gene Ontology annotation, biological process: phosphatidylinositol dephosphorylation. Gene Ontology annotation, cellular component: intracellular membrane-bounded organelle. NCBI's taxonomy places the organism in Eukaryota, Fungi, Ascomycota, Sordariomycetes, Ophiostomatales, Ophiostomataceae. The record is from RefSeq and is a predicted model, not a curated record. The transcript has a single exon. Bases 1 to 3720 code for a protein of 1239 amino acids.
AUGGCGGUGCAGAACUCGACAGGAGACGUCACUGCCGACGCAGACAGCGAUUCGAGCAGCCAGAGCACGGUGUCGACCAUACAGCCAUUUCCACAGCUGCGCAACAAUGCGGCGACAGACGUGGACACGGACGUGAGCACGGCGUCUUCGCGGGCGGCGAUGAAGACGCGCAGUCGGGUGGCAGACGCAGGCGAGGACAAUGACGACGACGAGGAUCCGGUUGUGGCGAAGCCAUUUUUGCGGACGCUGCGGGCGACGAGCGCAGACCACGGCGGCGUCAGGGGCUCAGGGUGUUCGGACAGCAGUCUGGACGAGGAAGAGGACGAUGAGGUGGCCAACAGCGGAGGAGGAGGCGGCGGGGGACCGCACGCAGCGCAAGCAGGAUCAGGCGGCCAAGGUGGCGGAGCCGAAGGGCGAGAGCGACGGACGGCAAUUGCACAGGAACGGCUAGGCCACAAGAUGCACAAGUUCACGCUGUACGAGACGGCAAGCCGUUACUACAUUGUGGGAGAGGACGUGACGGGACGACGGUACCGGGUGCUGAAGAUUGACCGGACGACGUCGAGCAAGGAUGGGCUGAGCCUCACGGACGACCGGAUCGUGUACAGCCAGAAGGAGAUGAUCCAGCUGCUGGACACGAUUGACGACGGGAACCGGUUGACGGGCGGGAUCAAGGUGCGGUGCACGAUGUGGGGACUGCUGGGGUUCAUCCGGUUUACGGGGCCGUACUACAUGAUGCUGAUCACGAAGAAGUCGACGGUGGCGGUGAUCGGGGGCCACACGAUCUACCAGAUCACGGGGACAGAACUGGUGCCGCUGACGCCGGGACGGGGGGCCGGACGGGCGUUGGAGCACGUGUCGAGCAGUACUGGGGAGAGUGGAGGGGGGGGUGAUGGGAGCAGCAACGGCAACGCGAGUGGAAACAACAACGGCAACACGACGACAAACGCAGCAAACAGCAGCACGACGACCAACAGCAACACAGCCCACCACCACAGCGGACCCAGCGUCAGCAGUGCGGACGAGGCGCGGUUCCUGACGAUCUUUAACCAGGUGAACCUGGCGCAGUCGUUCUACUUCAGCUACUCGUACGACCUCACGCACACGCUGCAGCACAACAUCAGCAAGGAGCGGACGGCACUGGCGUCGGGGCGACGAUGGCCGUGCGACGAGGACCACAACUCGAUGUUUGUAUGGAACACGCACCUGCUGCAGGCAGCACGGGCAGCACUGGCGGCGCCGUUCGACUGGUGCCGGCCAAUCACACACGGCUACAUGGACCAGGCGUCGAUCUCGAUCUACGGGCGGACGGCGUACGUGGCGAUCAUCGCGCGACGAUCGCGACACUUUGCAGGAGCGCGGUUUCUCAAGCGGGGCGCCAACGACCUCGGAUACGUGGCCAACGACGUGGAGACGGAACAGAUCGUGUCGGAGGCCAGCACGACGUCAUUCCACUCACCGGGACGGCGGCUGUUUGCCAAUGCGCAGUACACGUCGUACGUGCAGCACCGCGGCAGCAUUCCGCUGUACUGGACGCAGGAGAACACGGGGGUGACGCCGAAGCCGCCGAUCGAGCUGAACCUGGUGGACCCGUUCUACAGCGCGGCGGCGCUGCACUUUGACGACCUGUUUGCGCGGUACGGCGCGCCGAUCUACGUGCUGGACCUGGUGAAGGCGCGCGAGAGCACGCCGCGGGAGUCGAAGCUGCUGGAGGAGUUUCAGCGGGCAACGCGGUACCUAAACCAGUUUCUGCCGGCGGAUCGGCAGAUUGUGCACCACGCGUGGGACAUGUCGCGAGCAAACAAGAGCCGGGACGUGAACGUGAUCGAGGUACUGGAGGCGAUUGCCGAGCGAGUAGUGGCGACGACAGGAUUUUUCCGGAACGGCGAGGGCGAUGGCAGCGGAAACGGAAGCUCUGGAUCAGAAACGCCAGCACGAGUACAAAACGGGGUGGCACGGACAAACUGCAUCGACUGUCUGGACCGGACGAACGCGGCGCAGUUCGUGAUUGGCAAGUGCGCGCUGGGUCACCAGCUGCACGCGCUCGGAAUCCUGGACGAGCCGACAGUCCGAUGGGAGACGGAUGCGGUCAACCUGUUCACGCACAUGUACCACGACCACGGCGACACGAUCGCGGUGCAGUACGGCGGCUCGCAGCUGGUGAACACGAUGGAGACGUACCGCAAGAUUAACCAGUGGCAGAGCCACUCGCGCGACAUGCUCGAGUCCUUCAAGCGCUACUACAACAACUCCUUUCUGGACGGCCAGCGCCAGGAGGCCUACAAUCUGUUCCUCGGCAACUACGUCUAUGCGCCGGGGCAGCCGAUGCUCUGGGACCUGCCGACCGACUACCACCUGCACCACGCGGACCCGCGUCGUUGUCUGGAACAGCAGCAUCGCCGCGACUACGUCCACUGGUUCACGCCCGAGAACCUGCGCCGUCGGCUGCUGCCGCCGUUGCCGGCCGAACGACCGGCCGAUCCGAGUGGUGGUGGUGGCGGGGGCUCGUCUGGGCUGACACGUGGCGGUCGUCGGGUCAACAGCCGGCACGGGCUGAUCGCCAGCAAGCCACUGUCGUAUUUUGACGACUACUGGCUCGAGUUUUACCGGCCCUUCUUCCUGUCGUCCUUUUCCAAGAUGUUCACCUUUCGGAUCAAGUCGACGAUGAAAUACAUUCCUCCGGGCCCAGCCCACCACGGCCAGUACGAUCUGAGUCCGUUCAAGGUGCGCAGCGACACAGGAGGAGGAGGUGGUGGUGGAGGAGGGGGAGCGGUUUAUAUUGGAGGCAAUGGAGGCGAUGUGGAUGCAGCAACAGCAGCAGCAACAGCAGCAACGGAAAAGAAACGAAGCCGACAUCGGAAGGAGGUGUCGUUUGCAUCGACGGACGAUGUAGCGAGUGUGCGGUCAACAGGAACAGCAGCAGCAGCAGCAACAGCAACAACAACAACAACAACAACAACAGCGAAAUCAGAUCGGAACUCAGACACAGCGUCACUGCAGGGAAUCAUGCGGGAGGGCGGUGCGGGGACGAGCAGUCCGGGAUCGGGGACGAUGGCGACGAGCACAGCAGCAGCGACGACGGCGACGACGACAGCGACGAUCAUGUCGUCGCAGGGUCCUGGACGGCGUUUGGCAGGAGAAGGAGGAGGAGGAGGAGGAAGACAGGGUAGCAGCCUUGACACGACAACGGUGAUGAUGGGUGGUGACAGCGGCGGGCUAUCGCUCUCUGAGUUGGACGCGCGACGACGCCAGAAGAAGCAGUCGACGCUGGAGAAGACGCGACGAGCCCAAUGGACGCUGGCCAAGAUGGUCGAGGGCUCGCUGAACCCAUCGGUGCAGGAGACAGACGACUAUGAACGCUACAUCAGCCACCUGCAGAACCUGCGGCUGGUCGUGCCGGACAAGGCGGAGGGCGGCGGCGUCGUCGAGGUGGCCGACGACCGCAUCGUCAGCAACAACGACGAGUACGACGAGUAUGUUGACGGGAGCUGGAAGACGGACGGACUCGGACUUGGACUCGGACUUGGGCUCCGAUUCGGGGGGUCCGACGGGUCCGACGACGAGACGGCCCUAUACGGCGAGUUGCUGCGGGUGUCGGACAGUCCGCUGACGGUGACCGAGGGUGACGCCCAGAAGAAGCGCUACAAGGCAUACCGGAAGUGGCUGCAGGGCAAGUCGUUUUUCAAGCAGCAGCCCGUCGACGGCUGGCUGAUGAGUUAG